Molecule: messenger RNA, 513 nt
Organism: Eubalaena glacialis (North Atlantic right whale)
Lineage: Eukaryota; Metazoa; Chordata; Mammalia; Artiodactyla; Balaenidae
Product: integrator complex subunit 6-like
Exons: 5
Coding region: 4-513 (169 amino acids)
Biological process (GO): snRNA 3'-end processing
Cellular component (GO): integrator complex
Source: RefSeq, a predicted model, not a curated record
UCAAUGAGCUUGGACCGAUGCUCGGGCAAUAGUCCCUGCGGCGGCAGCGGCGGCGGCGGCAGUAGUGGUGGCAGAAGAGAGGAAGGGGGAGGGCCCCGAGGGCUACACACGCUCACACUUUCAAGUUCCCUUGGAGGGAGAAGAGACACAUCCGCCUCUAUGAACCAGCGCACUGACCUGGGCACCACCUAUUUGGACAUUGCCAAAGGCGCUGUGGAGUUAUUCUUGAAGCUGCGCGCCCGGGACCCGGCCAGCCGCGGAGACAGGUACAUGCUGGUCACCUACGACGAAGCCCCGUACUGCAUCAAGGCUGGUUGGAAGGAAAAUCACGCAACAUUCAUGAGUGAACUAAAAAAUCUUCAGGCUUCUGGACUGACUACUCUUGGUCAGGCUCUAAGAUCCUCAUUUGAUUUGUUAAAUCUCAAUAGAUUAAUAUCUGGAAUAGACAAUUAUGGACAGGCAAAUUUGAUCACACACUUGAAAGAUCACAGGCGAGGCAAAUGUAAAAGUUGA